This is a messenger RNA of Paramuricea clavata, 1663 nucleotides long. NCBI's taxonomy places the organism in Eukaryota, Metazoa, Cnidaria, Anthozoa, Malacalcyonacea, Plexauridae. The record is from the annotation of a GenBank genome assembly.
CAACCUUCUGCCGUCUAUGAUGUAUCUCCACUUUAAAUUGGACCAUUGUUGCUUUCUAGCUGGUCAAGGCAACUUCUCUCUUAUAAUGGAUGUUUUCAAGGACAUAGAUUAUCGUCAGCCAUACUCACCACAAGACUAUCCAGUGUUUAAAUCUCCGUCAGAUAAUCUUUACAUUCAGUACUCUAUCAACACCAGUAACCCGAAUCUUGUUGUGCGCGCAGAAACGUGUAGAGCGACGCCCACCAACAGACCUUACGACACUCCACAAUACGUCUUUAUUGCUGACGGGUAAGUGGAUCCAAUUACGAAAAGUAGUUUCUGGGGCUUCAGACCAAGCACCUUUCACGUCUGAGAUCAUGGGUUCGAUUCUCGCUGCGAAAUCAGAACACUCAUGUGAAAAGCAUCAGUCAUCGCUCUACCGAAAAUCGUGGGUUUUGCUCGGGGUAUUCCAGUUUCCUCCCUCAGGGAAUGUUGACAGGGUGGGUUGGAGUUUAGCCCCUAAAGCCCUGAUUCCACGAGCGCUUUUUGUCAGCGAAAUGCGAAAUAUUUCGCCUGUUUCUUUUGAAUUGCGACCACUCGAAUAAAUUAUUUCUACUUGAUUGCUCACAAUUCAAAAGAAACAGGCGAAAUAUUUCGCAUUUCGCUGACAAAAAGCGCUCGUGGAGUCAGGCCUUAACUGACCCUUCCACCGUAGCUGUGCACCGUGAUCAGACAUGAGUCAUAAGGUGGCUGCCAGAGACGUCCUUAGAAAGCAUUCGAUUGAUUCAGGCUUAGAUAGCAUUUGACUUGAUCAAAACUUUGUUCAUCCAAAAUUUCAUGUCAUGAUGAAGCAGAUGAAAUGAAACCUAUUAAUUCAUAAUUUCUGUAUUUCGUUUUAGUUGCGACAAAGAUGAAACGAUCCGCCAUUACUCGUACGGAAUGAGUUCUGUUCAUCGUUUUAGUAUCCAGGCAUUGCGCGUCUUGUCAGAACGUGGCUUUGUCUACCUUCACUGUGAUCUUGUAGUGUGUCACAGAUAUGAUCCUAACUCGAUAUGCACGCGUAAUACUUCAUGUUCGCCGCGUGAUCGUCGUGAUGUUGAUGAGCGGUCACAAGAUGUGUCCGGUAUGUAUGCACUGUCGUUUGGUCCAGUAAUGAAAGGGAAGGAGUCCGCUGACAAGAGUGCUGAGGGUGAGUAUCACAGGCUCAUAAUAUUAAGCAGUCCAAGGACAAGGGUACAUGCCACCCGUACAAAUAAUGUUAUCCUACAUAUAUCAUAUGUUAUCCUACAGAUAUCAUAUGUCCUACAUAUAUCAUAUGCAUGUUAUCCUACAAAUAUCAUAUGUUAUCCUACAAAUAUCAUGUUAUCCUACCAAUAUCAUAUGCUUUCCUACACAUAUCAUAUGCUAUCCUACACAUAUCAUAUGGUAUCCUAAUUCUUCAAGUAAAUAUUUCAGCUCACUCGGAGGCGGUGAACGCUAGACUGGUGGGUUCUUUGAUUGGAUUUGUUUGUCUCAGCGUGGUUCUGAUUGGUGCUCUGGUCUAUAUGAUACACCGCGCACGUCGUCCUAGAUCUGAUCCAGCCUAGCUUCUGGACAACAAGUGAUCAUUGGCAAAGCAAAACUGAUUUGCAAUGCAACUAAAUUGUCGUUUUAUUUGAAUUCAUUUAAUACAUAACUACAUUUU